AUGGAUCACAAACUACCCUACAUCUUUCAAGAAGACGCUCACUGGGCUGCCGAACCAGAAGAGAUAGAUAUAUACGCAAAACUCGUGGUAGCCUGUGCAGAAAACCAUCUCAGUCCCCUGGCCGCAGCUCAAGAGAUCACAGACAUUUUGGCACGCGAGGCGUGGAAGAACAAGGCCGAGAUCGACCUACACGACGAGGACAGACCAUACAACACGAAUACAGCAUUAGUUGCUGUCUCGAUAGGCAGUUGUGUGUCUUCAUUUCCUCCACACAGUGUGGUGCACGAACGACUAUUCAACAUGAUCAGGAGCUUUAUAAAAGUGGAGAAGCGUUCGAUACCGAACAUUAUGCUCGAUCGCACUGGCAAGUUUCGGUAUGGAGACCACGAUGCACUGGAGGAGUCAAGGCCAACGGUGCUUUUAUGGGAAAAUUUGAGUCCUUUGUCAUUCUCAUCAAGCUGCGAGUGGCUGGCAGAUGUCGGGGAGACUUGGACUGGAGUCGAGAAAUGUGGAAGUCGGAAUCAACAGCGGUGGCGGAAUCUGUCGUACUUUUCUGCUAGAUUAGCCAUUGAGGGCAUCGAGCAUAUGGGUUGGCGGAGUCCGCUACAACGACUGCUGCCAAAAUAUGGGAUGCCGAAUCAGAAGACGGUAGGAUAUUCUGGGUUUCUGGCUGGUCAGGUUCUCGCCGCGGCGCAGUGGUUCAUACCCAAAGACCACGCGUUUUGGGUAUGGCGGGCUUGUUGCAAUUGUGAGAAGCUGUGCAAGUCCAGUCCUUGGCUAGCUAGCGGGCCUGGUUCGAGUGCUGAUUCAAAGCGAAAUAUUCAAGAGGAGAAACAGGCCGAUGAGAAAUUCACGGCCAAUAAGACUCUGAAAGAGCUCGCACAAUCAGAAGGCUGGUUGUGGAAUCUCGAGAAUUGGAAGUCGUGGAAGGCAGCAUUCACGGAUAUCGUAGGGAGAGUGGACGACGUAAGGGUUCAUGGAAUUGUUCGUAGAGACGCCUCCAAAGCGGUGAAGGUCAUGGAAGAACUUGAGAUAUAUGACGAAGCACAUUCGUGCUUAUUGGAGCCUGAUUGA
This is a messenger RNA of Aureobasidium vineae, 1074 nucleotides long. The record is from the annotation of a GenBank genome assembly. Lineage: Eukaryota; Fungi; Ascomycota; Dothideomycetes; Dothideales; Saccotheciaceae.